CCCCUUGAUGUUGGUGUUGGUGUUGGUGUUGGUGCCCGCCCAUAUGAAGAUGAAGUUGUACUCCUACCUACGCCCCUGUUGAUAUGUGUCUUAAGAGUUGAGCCCUAUAGGCCACACUGCCCCCAAAUCGGAAUCAGGUUGGCAAAGCCUAUUUCUUCUGGAAACUCAUUGGAAGUCCCUGUGAAGGUUAGAUCUCACGUGACUAUAGACGGUUUUCGUUUUUGCUAGACAAUUGAGUUGCAAUGGUUAGCAGCAUGACUGAAAGCACAUCUCCCGCAAAACCUAAAUGGAAAAAAGUGGUUUAUGGGGGGAUGCAACCUGGUUUUGAUGACAAUCACACAGAUGAAUCUUUUCUUGAAGAUAUGGUCACUAAUGCCAAUGUUGUUAAAAGGGACUUGCUAAAAGUGAUACAGGAUUCAGUGUCCAUCUCCCAAUAUUUGUGCAUUGUAGCUCUAAUCGGGUUGGUUUGGAUCUACACCCUCAGAUCAACUCUUAAUGAAAAUUCACUUUUACUUCUUGAUGUCACCCUUCUUGGGUUGGGUUUUCUUAUUCUCCUUUUAACUCAAGAAAUGUUAUCCCUCAAUCUGUUCUUGCAUUACCUCCUCAAUGUUUCCUUUUUCACCUCUGGCCUGUAUCUUUUGGCUCCUAUCUAUCAAACUCUUACAAGAUCCAUUAGCUCAGACUCCAUUUUGGCAGUAACAUUUUCACUACUUUUGCUCCAUCUGUUCUUCCAUGACUACUUUGGAUCCACUGUAAGAACACUUGGUGCUCUAAACAGUCCGACAUUGACAAGUUGCAUUUCUUUAAAUGCUUCUAUUGUGGCCUCAGUUUUUAUUGCAUCCCGCCUUCCAUCAACUCUGCUUGUUUUUGCAAUCAUGCACUUCUCUUUGCAAGUUUUCCUUUUCGCUCCAUUGGUUACUUACUGUAUUAAGAAAUAUUCCUUCCGUUUGCACAUGUGGUUUUCUUUUGGUCUGAUGAUUGCCACCUUGGCCCUUGUUUAUACCUUGCACCUAUUUCUUUUUGUGAUGUUCUUAGGGUUGUUGAUUAUUGUAUCAGUUGUCUGUCCAUACUGGCUCAUACAGAUGCAGGAAUUCAAAUUUGAGAUCCAUGGUCCCUGGGAUGAGGCUAAGCUCUGUUUUGAUAUAAUAGAUUGAGAAUUUAAGUACCCUUAACAGUUCGCUUAUAUUCGAAAUUCUAUGUAUAAUGUCUUACAAGUUUGGUAGUAUAUGUAUGUAAUCUUCUGUAUGUACCUUAUACCACCCAAGGGACUUGAAUUUUUAUGCUACAAAUUUUACCGCUAAUUUUCAUUACAAAAUUAGUUUUAAUUUUAAUUUA
This is a messenger RNA of Rosa chinensis, 1335 nucleotides long. RefSeq names its product phosphatidylinositol N-acetylglucosaminyltransferase subunit C. Bases 243 to 1154 code for a protein of 303 amino acids. Gene Ontology annotation, cellular component: glycosylphosphatidylinositol-N-acetylglucosaminyltransferase (GPI-GnT) complex; membrane. The record is from RefSeq and is a predicted model, not a curated record. The transcript is spliced from 3 exons. NCBI's taxonomy places the organism in Eukaryota, Viridiplantae, Streptophyta, Magnoliopsida, Rosales, Rosaceae. Gene Ontology annotation, biological process: GPI anchor biosynthetic process.